AUGGCUCCCACUAAGCAACCCAACUUCAUCCUCAUCGUCGCCGACGAUCUCGGCUUCUCAGACAUUGGUGCUUUUGGUGGAGAGAUCCAGACGCCAAAUCUCGACGCUCUAGCUUACGCGCCCUCUGGCAUACGCAUGACCAACUUCCACACAGCAUCGAUGUGUUCCCCUACACGCUCGAUGCUUCUUUCAGGUACUGACAAUCACAUUGCCGGCCUUGGACAGAUGGAGUACUGGGGCCGUGGGCGUGAUCCGCCAGUCCCAUGGUCCGGACGACCAGGCUACGAAGGAUACCUCAAUUUUCGCGUUGCAGCUCUGCCAGAGAUUCUCCAGGAUGCAGGAUACUAUACAUGCAUGAGCGGGAAAUGGCACCUUGGCCUGACAAAGGAGCGAACGCCAUAUGCCCGAGGGUUUGAUCGUUCCUUUGCCCUUCUACCUGGUGGCUCAAGUCACUAUGCCUACGAGCCGAAGCAUUCUGACGGCACUCCUGUGUUUGCUCAUUGGGCCAGUCUCUACUACGAGGACGAUCAGAGAGUCGAGACUAAAGACUUUCCUAAAGACUUCUACUCUUCAGACUAUUUCUCGCGAAGGCUAAUUGACUUUUUGGGCGAAAGGGAAGACAGCGCGGCUCUCAAAGAAAAGCCCUUCUUCGCGUUUCUCCCAUUUACGGCGCCACACUGGCCUCUUCAAGCGCCAGAAUCCAACAUCAAAAAGUACAAAGGAAAAUAUGACGACGGCCCAGAUGCUUUGCGGGAUAUGAGAUUGAAACGACAGAUUGAACUUGGGCUCCUUCCAGAGGAUGUCGAAGCUCAUCCAGUCAUUGCGUCAACAAAGGAGUGGAAUGCAAUGUCAGCGGAAGAAAAAGCGUGGUCGGCGAAAACAAUGGAGGUAUUUGCAGGCAUGGUCGACCGAAUGGAUGAGAAUAUUGGCAAAGUCAUUGCCAAGGUCAAGGAAAUUGGCGAGUGGGACAAUACGUUUGUCAUCUUCAUGUCCGAUAACGGAGCCGAGGGAGCAAUUGUUGAGGCAAUUCCCAUGACAGGAGACGUUAUCAAGAAGUCCAUUGACAAACAUUACAACAACGACUAUGAGAAUCUCGGUAAUCGCGACUCGUUUAUCUGGUAUGGCCCUCAGUGGGCGCAAGCUUCCACCGCGCCGUGUAGGAUGCACAAGGGCUAUGUCACGGAAGGAGGCAUUCGCUGCCCCGCCAUCAUCCAUUACCCACGAUUUGCCCAUGCGUCUAAUGGGCGCAUUACUGAUUCGUUCACCACGGUUAUGGACAUUCUUCCGACAAUUCUUGACCUGGCAGGUAUUCCACAGCCGGGAUCAGACUUUAGAGGGCGACAAGUUGUUCCGGUGAAGGGCAAAUCCUGGCUUCCGCAUUUGCUUGGCGAAGCUCCCCGCGUGCACGACGAAGACCACGUAACCGGCUGGGAGCUCUUCUUCCAUCAAGCAAUUCGCAAAGGGAAUUGGAAAGCUGUGUUUAUUCCCAAGCCCAAAGGCCCUGAAAAGUGGCAGCUGUAUGACAUGGACAACGAUAUAGGUGAAAUUCACGAUCUGGCAGAAGAGAAGCCGGAAAUCCUCAAUGAGCUCAUCAAGUAUUGGAGAGAAGAAUUGGAGGAGGGCUACGUUCUCCCCAAGGCAUAA
Molecule: messenger RNA, 1644 nt
Organism: Trichoderma citrinoviride
Lineage: Eukaryota; Fungi; Ascomycota; Sordariomycetes; Hypocreales; Hypocreaceae
Product: alkaline phosphatase-like protein
Exons: 2
Coding region: 1-1644 (547 amino acids)
Molecular function (GO): arylsulfatase activity
Source: RefSeq, a predicted model, not a curated record